This is a messenger RNA of Echinostoma caproni, 513 nucleotides long. The record is from the annotation of a GenBank genome assembly. Lineage: Eukaryota; Metazoa; Platyhelminthes; Trematoda; Plagiorchiida; Echinostomatidae.
GGUCUGGCUGAAAAUGAGGAUAUUGUUCAAUUCUAUCAUGCAUUGGCCAGAAGUCUGAAUCCGAUCAAUGCGGCUGGUUACAUCUACUCAUACAUGGAACGCACUUCGAUCAACUUGGUCCGUCCCCUGGGACCACCUAUGCCCGGCAACGAGGCGGAGACCAACACUGCCGGUUCCGCGCCGACUGUGAUCGAGACAGACGUGUGCUUGGUGACCGGGGAUCGAGCGACCGAUUUGUCUAGAGCUCUGGCCGAAAUGAACGGACAAAUGGAUCCUAAACGGACACAAUUUCUUAUGAUUCCGGAUUGUACAGGCAUGGUGAUGGAAGAGAACCCGGAUAGACUGUCAGUGAACUUUCUGCAUUUCCUACGUAGUAUUGGUUUGCUGAUCAAUCUUACUCCGGAGAAACUGCAUCAACAAGCGGCCACCUUGCAUGAACAUCUACCCGAGAUCGAUUCUAGUCUGUCCGUGGAAAAUAUUCCAGCCAGACUGACUUUGGAAAAUGAUUCGUGA